Beauveria bassiana ARSEF 2860 is the source of this 1782-nucleotide messenger RNA. RefSeq names its product snf5/smarcb1/ini1. Gene Ontology annotation, molecular function: transcription coregulator activity. Bases 1 to 1782 code for a protein of 593 amino acids. Gene Ontology annotation, biological process: regulation of transcription by RNA polymerase II; chromatin remodeling. Gene Ontology annotation, cellular component: nucleus; nuclear chromosome; RSC-type complex. The record is from RefSeq and is a predicted model, not a curated record. Lineage: Eukaryota; Fungi; Ascomycota; Sordariomycetes; Hypocreales; Cordycipitaceae. The transcript is spliced from 2 exons.
AUGGAACGAGCAAAGCCCCAGGCGUUUCAAUCCAGCUACGCGCCGCGCCUGCGAGCAUACAACAACUCGCUGCUCACGCCCGUGCUGCCCAGCGCGCCCAGUGUCAACCCCCUUUCCCGCACAACCAAGCGCGGCACCACGGUAAUCAAUUACGCCGAGGACGGCUACGACGACCUCGAAGAUGACAGCGAUGACCCAAGACGUCGGCCCACAGGCUUGCGCAGCCUGCGCAUGCACGACACCAAAGGCCUGGACUGGUCCGGCAAAGCGGGCAAGGACACUCUCCAACCCGUUCACCUCCAGCCCAUCUGGCGCGACUGGAUGGGCAAGACGAGAUCCAUACGCAGCGACCAGCAGACCGCCGCGCAGUCCAACCUACCGCUAACGCUGAUACCGAUCCGAAUUGACCUUGAUGUGCCCUCCUUUGUGCCGCAACCGCCAUUUCCCCCACCCAACACACCUGGUGUCGACCUCUCUCUGCCGCAGUACCGACAGCAGGAGCUGACGGUGCCUUACAAGCUACGCGAUAUCUUUUGCUGGAAUCUGCAUGAGACGCUGAUUACGACAGAUCAGUUUGCGCAGACGCUGGCCCAGGACCUGGACCUGCCCAACAGGCAACACAUUGCCGCCGACAUUAGCAAACAGAUUCGCACACAGCUGGAGGAGUAUGCGGGUGUCGCGCUUCAUCCCCUCUUUCACUCCGACCAGCCUGUUACGCUGCCGCAGCCCGCGCAACCCGCUGUAAAUGCAACCACAACAAGAGACCGACCCUUGACCCGAGACAUUUCGCCAUACUCUGCCGCGCGUUUUCUCUCGAGGGCAGACACGCCGGCCCAGGCGCCAGCUGCUACGCCGGCAACGCCGGUGCCAGGACAGGCGACCGGCGUACCUGCUGUCACGGCCGAAGCGACGGCCAUUCUCCCCGACUCGGACGAUUUCAACCCCGAUGACACGUACCGAUGCAUCAUAAAUCUCAACCUCAACAUGUCCUCGAUGCUGUACACCGACAAGUUCGAGUGGUCGCUGCUCCACCCACCUGGCACGGCAGAGCUCUUUGCUAAGACGACGUGCGCCGACCUGGGCCUGCACGGCGAGUGGGUACCGGCCAUGACGCACGCCAUUUACGAAGCGGUCCUGCGGUUGAAGAAGGAAGCCUGCGAGGUGGGCGGGUUGGUGACAGGCUGGGGUGGCCUCCAGCAGGAGCUGCCAAAUGAUGCGGCGCUCGGCACGGAAGCCGGCUGGCGCUACGACCCGGACCACCUCGCCGAGGACUGGGAGCCCAAGAUUGAGAUUCUCAGCAAGGAGGACAUGGAGAAGCGCGAGGGCGACCGCGAGCGCCAGGUGCGCCGCCUUCGCCGCGAGACGGCGCGCUUCAGCUCCACGACGGGCAUGCUCACUGGCACGCCGUUUGGUGGUGCCGGAGCCGUCGGCGCGCCCGCCACGCCAUAUGAGCCCGAGGAGGAGCGCAUGGGCCGCGGUGAGCGCUCCAAGAAGAAGCGUCGCUUCCGCAGUCUCAGUCCCCUCGGCCGCGGCGGCACGCCAGGCGGUCGCGGCACACCCGACGCGGGCGGCUACGGCGGUGGUGGCGCGCUCACCGACGCGGAGCGCUUCAACUGGCGGUGCCUGCACUGCCGCAUCUGGGGAUCCAGCGUGUGGGCUGUCCGCGAUGGUCCAGCAGGUCCUAGAACGCUCUGCGCCAACUGCGGUCUCUUGUACGAGCGCGAUCGCAAACUCCCUCGACAGACCAAGAACCUCCAUUUACAGGAUGUACGCGCCGGUUGA